Messenger RNA from Mustela erminea (ermine), 6025 nucleotides. RefSeq names its product protein tyrosine phosphatase non-receptor type 11 (gene PTPN11). Gene Ontology annotation, biological process: protein dephosphorylation. The coding region runs from base 226 to 2019 and encodes 597 amino acids. The transcript is spliced from 16 exons. Lineage: Eukaryota; Metazoa; Chordata; Mammalia; Carnivora; Mustelidae. The record is from RefSeq and is a predicted model, not a curated record. Gene Ontology annotation, molecular function: protein tyrosine phosphatase activity.
GCCGGUGGGGAUAGGCGGGGGAGGAGGAGGAGCGAACCGGGCUUGGGGGGCGGCUGCACAGUCUCCGGGAUCCCCAGGCCUGGAGGGGGGUCUGCGCGCGGCCGGCUGGCUUUGCCUCCCUGUCCGGUCCCGAGCGGGCCUCCCUCGGGCCAGCCCGAUGUGACCGGGCCCAGCAGAGCCUGAGCAAGGAGCGGGUCCGUCGCGGAGCCGGAGGGCGGGAGGAACAUGACAUCGCGGAGAUGGUUUCACCCAAACAUCACUGGCGUGGAGGCCGAAAACCUGCUGUUGACAAGAGGCGUGGAUGGCAGUUUUUUGGCGAGGCCCAGUAAAAGCAACCCUGGAGACUUCACCCUUUCCGUUAGAAGAAAUGGCGCCGUCACCCACAUCAAGAUUCAGAACACUGGUGAUUACUAUGACCUGUACGGAGGAGAGAAGUUUGCCACUUUGGCUGAGUUGGUCCAGUAUUAUAUGGAACAUCACGGGCAAUUAAAAGAGAAGAAUGGAGAUGUUAUUGAGCUUAAAUAUCCUCUGAACUGUGCAGAUCCUACCUCUGAAAGGUGGUUUCAUGGACACCUCUCUGGGAAAGAAGCAGAGAAAUUACUAACGGAGAAAGGAAAACACGGUAGUUUUCUGGUACGAGAGAGCCAGAGUCACCCCGGAGAUUUUGUUCUUUCUGUCCGAACUGGUGACGACAAAGGAGAGAGCAAUGAUGGCAAGUCGAAAGUGACCCACGUCAUGAUCCGCUGUCAGGAACUGAAGUAUGAUGUUGGUGGAGGAGAACGGUUUGACUCUUUGACAGAUCUUGUGGAGCAUUACAAGAAGAAUCCCAUGGUGGAAACACUGGGCACAGUACUACAACUCAAGCAGCCCCUCAACACAACACGUAUCAAUGCUGCUGAAAUAGAAAGCCGGGUUCGAGAGCUAAGCAAAUUAGCUGAGACCACAGAUAAAGUCAAACAAGGCUUCUGGGAAGAAUUUGAGACACUACAACAGCAGGAGUGCAAACUUCUCUACAGCCGAAAAGAGGGUCAGAGGCAAGAAAAUAAGAACAAAAAUAGAUAUAAAAACAUCCUGCCCUUUGAUCAUACCAGGGUUGUCCUACACGAUGGCGAUCCCAAUGAGCCUGUUUCAGAUUACAUCAAUGCAAAUAUUAUCAUGCCUGAGUUUGAAACCAAAUGCAACAAUUCAAAGCCCAAAAAGAGUUACAUUGCCACGCAAGGCUGCUUGCAAAACACGGUGAAUGACUUCUGGCGGAUGGUAUUUCAAGAGAACUCCCGAGUGAUUGUUAUGACAACGAAAGAAGUGGAGAGAGGAAAGAGUAAAUGUGUCAAAUACUGGCCCGACGAGUAUGCUCUGAAAGAAUAUGGGGUCAUGCGUGUUAGGAACGUCAAAGAAAGUGCUGCUCAUGACUAUACAUUAAGAGAACUUAAACUUUCAAAGGUUGGACAAGCUCUACUCCAGGGGAAUACAGAGAGAACCGUGUGGCAAUACCACUUUCGGACCUGGCCGGACCACGGAGUGCCCAGUGACCCUGGGGGCGUGCUGGACUUCUUGGAGGAGGUCCACCAUAAGCAAGAAAGCAUUAUGGACGCAGGGCCUGUGGUCGUUCACUGCAGUGCUGGAAUCGGCCGGACAGGAACGUUCAUUGUGAUUGAUAUCCUUAUUGACAUCAUCAGAGAGAAAGGCGUCGACUGUGACAUUGAUGUUCCCAAAACCAUUCAGAUGGUGCGAUCUCAGAGGUCAGGGAUGGUCCAGACAGAAGCACAGUAUAGGUUCAUCUAUAUGGCUGUCCAGCAUUACAUCGAAACACUACAGCGCAGGAUUGAAGAAGAACAGAAAAGCAAGAGGAAAGGGCAUGAAUAUACAAAUAUUAAGUAUUCUCUAACGGACCAGACAAGUGGAGAUCAGAGUCCCCUGCCGCCUUGUACCCCAACACCAUCUUGUGCAGAAAUGAGAGAAGAUAAUGCUAGAGUCUAUGAAAAUGUGGGUCUGAUGCAGCAGCAGAAAAGUUUCAGAUGAGAACACCCAGCAGGACUUCAGCACAGACACAGAUGUGGACCUUUACCCUCUCCCUGAAAAGAUCAAGAACAGAUGCAAGAAAGUACAUGCGAAGAAUGAAUUUGAAUUUGGAAGGCUUGUGUUGUGGUUGACUACCUUUGGAUAAGCAAAAUUCAGAACCAUUUAAAGACCACUAUAUUCUAACUCGACAAUACCUGAUUACCAAUUACUCAUUUCCUCAGAUAAGAAGAAAUCAUCUCUACAAUGUAGACAGUGUUAUAUUUUAUAGAAUUUUAUUUUAAAUUGAGGAAGCCGUUAAUUGUGCUCUAUAUUUUAAUGAUGAUGGAGAUUCAAAUUCUACUUAUUGGCAUUUUCUUUUCUUUUUAUGACCUUAAAAAUUCAAUUAUUUUUCUCCUUGUGAGGGAUGACAGGGCUUUUAUAAGAGGAAAAACGUUUUGGAAAAGGUGACAACAUCCCGUGGGAGUGAGAACAGUUUCAUUUAUCAUUGCUUAUCCAGUAGUGGAUAAUUCAUUUGAUGGCCUCUUUUUUUGGCUAAAUGAUAAUUAAGCCAGUGGCCUCAGCCUGUCAGAGGUCGACUAUCUACCUUUGCAUUGCCAUUAAAAAAUCAUGGGAAAAAAGAAUCUUGGAAAAUUGGGAGAAAAGAUGUGUUUGUUUUCUUCUUAGCAGAUGACCAGGCUGAGAAGGAUGUGGUGGGGAAAUGGUUGUCACGUUUUCUUUUCAUUUGAGUCAUUGUCUUGUAUUUGGGGAGGGAGAAAAAGCGCAUGUGUGGAUAACCAGCCGGCGUCGUGGUUAUCGAUUGUUGGUGACAAACCACCCCAGAACGCAGUGGCUGAAACAGUACUUCUCGUGUUCGCCUCCUCCCUGUUCUUCAGUCUGGGCUGGGCUCCUCUGAGCUGUUCCUGUCCUCUCGCCGGUGUUACCCGUGUGGUCAGGGUGGGUGGGCUUCUCUCUGCAGGUCCCCGGCCUUUCCUUCUGCGUGCGAUGGCUCCAAGUGGCCCCGCCAGCAGGGUAACCGGCCGCCUACAUGGCCGCUCAGAACUCCCAAGGGUAUCAAGCAGUAAUGGCCGGGCCUGCUUAAGACUUAAACCCAGAACUUCCACUGCCCUCUCGUGAUUAAAGCAUCCCAGGGCCAGCCCAGAUUCGGGAAGGGGGAUGGCAUCAAGGCAUGGAGCGGAGAGGUGUGAUCCACGGGGGCCCCCAGAGUAAUGGGCUGUCAGAAGCAGUGCCACAUGAGAACAGCAAUGGUUAGAAGGAGAAGCUGCUCGUGACCUUGGGAAGUGGAAGCUGCUUGCGAUGGCUGGUGUAAGCUGGAAGUCAAACUAACAAAUAGAGGGCCUUCUAGAAGCUUCCACUUCUGCUGGCUCUGAGCAUAUUUUCUGAACCAGCGCUUUGGGAAACUGGUCUCUAAGGAGGGCUGUGUUGAGGGGGCAGAGCAUCUGAACGCAGAACCACCCCACCCCGAGGCUCCGGCGGAGGGUGGCGCAGGAGGCGCUUCCUCCCCGCGUGCGUGGGUUCAGUCGGACGCCACCGCCCCCUGACUGAAUUAGCAGUGGCUCAUUUUUGUUCUAGUCAAGCAGUAGGAUUUGCUACCGUUCUACCUGAAGUGCCUUCUCCAAAGACAUCCUCUUUGCCCUGUGUGUGGAAUCAUCCUUCGGUGAGUGUGUUUCAGUGAAAGAAUCACUGGUUGACUUUGUAAAGACGAUAAAGUGCCAUGGCGGCUUGGCCAUUAGGUUAUGGUCUCCUUGCGCAGUCUUCUUGCUUUGGCUCCCGACCGGUCCAGCCCCGCAAGUGCUUCGUUUCUGAGGUCUUUACCUCCUGUGAAGUCUUGAGGUAGUUUGGAAACUGCCUCCACCGCCAUUUUCACAGACAAAAUGCACAUUGACGCUCCCCCCAACACCCACCCCCCAACCCAGUGAACCUAGAAUGGCUUUAGAACACUGGUAUAGCCCAGAGGUAAUCACCUUCUAAGGGGAAUGUCAGUGACUACUGUCUUCUUGUCACGCGUGUAAAGCGAGAGAUUCCAGUUCAGUAUUUGCAACAAGGGUCUUGAGUCCUGCUCCUUUUAUUGCAUUGUCGCAUUGAAUUCUCCUUCUUUGCCUUGAUUUUGUGCUAUAGUUGAGACUCUGGACUUUGAGGGCAAAGUCUUUCACCAGCAUACAAGGGUUUGAUUGUACAAAUUUACCUGCUGCAUUAAUGUCUCCGCCUGUAGCUUAAGAUGGAGUUACUCCGUGCUCAGAACAGAAUCGCCUGAUCUAGGCUAGCUUUGCUUGUUACAGGACAUUGAUUUCGUUUAGAUUUCCCUCCACGAAGUCAGCCAGCUAUCACGUUAUGUAAACCUCUGCCAAGACAAGAUUGUCAUAGCCCCUAGGUUGCUCAGGUUUGUCAUGUGUCCGGUGAAAAGGGGAUUGCAGGGUCUCAGAUCUGAGAUUCCUCUGCACGAGAUGGAAUCGGGGAGAGGGGUGAUGAAAAUGUGGGGAGCUGGAGGUGCAGGUGUUAAAAAAGUUGUGGAAAUGGAAGUUCCAAAGAGGUGGUUUGUGAGGAGGUCAGAGGCGCGGGGCCCGCAGGUGGUGAGAACUUGAAUAGGUUGAUCAGGUUACCUGGCAAGUAGGUGUGAUAGAUACAGGGAAGAAGUCUGCUCCUGGGUUGCUGGAACACAUUAAAUUUGCACAAUAUCCUGUAGCUGGUUGAGUAUUUUAAAAUGAUAAGCAUGGGGUUUUAUAUUUGGGGUGAAGAAAUUAUCUGACACAUGGUAUUAGGGUUUCUUUUAAAAAAAAAGCCAAAUUUCAGAGUCCUAAGAGUUUUUUUUUUGUUUUGUUUUGUUUUUUAAAUAAUAUAAAGACACCUCACCUCCAGUGGAUGACCCUCCUGAAAAUCAUGGUCCUCUCUCCCAUUGAAUCAGUGACUUUUCAGAGGUGGCAAAAUGGGCGUGAGAAAAUUGCUGUCCGACUUUCUUGGUGUUUGUGCAUUCUUUAUGGAGCCCAGUUGCUUUGGAACAGCCAAGAAGAUUAUCAAGAUUCUUUUUAGGGGUACCUUUACUGGGGAUCUGAAGAACUCAUACAACAUCCUGGGUUAUUUCUAGUUUGGGGGAAUGUGGAAAGGUAUGCAAUUGUGAAGUGUUUUGUUGUAGCUUAUUAAUCCAUGAGGGGAAUUUAGACUGUAGACAUAAGGACACACCCAGUGCAGUUUCUGUUUUCUGUAUGUUGUUGGGGGAAUAAAGUUUUGUAUAGCAAGCACAUGGCCUCCCUGAUUUCAGAAUGCCUUUAUUAGAAUCUGUAUUAGCCCUUAAUGUUGUUGAAACCUUUCUCCCUUUUCCUCCUGAAAAUACAGUUUAUUGUUUCUUCUAUCAUUGAAAAGUUUGUUCUUUUUUCACUAUGGGCAGUUCACACAAGGCAAAAAUAUUAAACAGUUGGUUUUAGUGUGUUGUAUAACUUUACUGUAUAUCAAACUAAUUUUUACAAGUUUUCAUCCUAAACCUCAAAUCAUGUAAUUAAUAAUUUGCCUGUUUAUUUAUGACAUAAUUGUGAUUCUUUUAUUAAUAAAAGCUAAUGGAAAAGGAUCCUUUAUUAAGCUGAUGACUAGACCUACAUUUAAUUUUCCUGCAGUAUAUGAAGUAUUGUACCAGAGUAUUAAAAGAUAUGUAAUAUUUUAUUGAUAAAUCUAUCCUUUAAAAGGAAUAUGUUUUAGGAUGUCAUCAUUUUGAUGUGAAUCAUGUAAAUGUUGAUAAUAUGCACUGUUUAUUAUACAUUUAGUGUUUCGAGAGAUUCACUUAAUUGCCUUUUUGCCCAUGUAUUAUGUAGUCUGUUUGCAAUUGUUUUUUUAAAAAAAUGACAUGAAAAGAAUAGUUUAUGUAGAGAAACAUUAGUGGAUGUUAAUUGUCUCCCCACCUGUAUUUAUGGGUGUUAGUUCAGUUGCAUUGCUAGUUGCAAAGCCGUAUUAUCAGAGUAAACGUGUAUUUGUAAACUGUAUGGGAACUAAAAAUUAGGAAUAAAACCAUUUUCUUAUUUUA